This is a messenger RNA of Cuscuta campestris, 1884 nucleotides long. Lineage: Eukaryota; Viridiplantae; Streptophyta; Magnoliopsida; Solanales; Convolvulaceae. The record is from the annotation of a GenBank genome assembly.
AUCUAUCAAUAAUAUUUUAAAGAAAAUAUUAUAACAAUUUUCUACACCAAAAUAAUUUUGGUACCCAAAAUAAUUCUUUCCCUCCCAUUGCUCUUUCCCCAGGCAAGUGGAUAAACACAAAGGAAUUCCAUGUAUUGCCUUCACUAAUGAAGAGAUAUUUAACUUAUGUUAAUUGAACUUCAUUUGAGACAAUGUCUUUGUUAAUCCCUGUAAGUGCUCAUUUUGGAGCUCAGUACUCAGCUUGUUCUGACAUCUGUGAAGCCAUCAACAACAUUGAGAAGAACUUGAGUCCUGACCAAUUGGAACAAUUUCGCAAGACUCCAAUUGGCCACUUCAUGGGGCUUAAGAACCUCCAAUUUUCUGGCCAGAUCAUUCACCAAAUGCUUUUGUUGCUUGUUGAGGAUCAACCUCACGAUGAAUUCUGGAUCCUCCGAAAUGGUGAAAUUGUCAAAUUCACUUUCAACGACUGGUGCAGAAUUACAGGGUUGCCGAACACAAAUAGGUACCCAGCUCUUAAGGAUAAAGAGCUUGGACAGAGCUCACUGUGUCACACAUUCUUAGGCGGGGGGGUCACAAAGUGCACCUUCAAGCAUGUCCGAGAGAAGUAUGUUGCAGCGGAGAAUAACAUGGAUUCAAAGAAAAUGGUUGACUUUUCCAUGCUCUACUUCAUUGAGUCUGUCCUUUUAGCAAAGGAUAGAUCUACAUGCAUCCAAUCAACCCAUUUGCAUCUUGUCGAAGAGCCCAAAAAAUUCAAAUCUUAUCCAUGGGCUUGGGAGUCGUACUUACUUACUAUACGACAUAUGAAAGGUGCAAUGGAUGGUCAGCCCGAAAAAUUUGAAAAAAAGAGCAAGGAAACCCCAAACUACAAAUCCUUAAAAUACACCUUCUAUGGUUUUCCAUUGCCUAUUCAGGAACCCCAAGACAACAUGACUACUACCCUUAAUUCUCAAGAAGCUCUUCCAAUUCCAAGUGAUACACAUAUGUUUGAAGUGGAUUCACAUAUGGUUGAAGUGGAUGACAAGGAGGGUGACGAUUUAGAUGAAGACAAGCUUCUGAUGGAAUUGACUCUCAACAAGGAAAAGCUGUUGGAUAAGGGGAAACAUGUCAUCAACGAACCUUUACAGAAGAGAAAGAGACAAAAAUCAAAGUACUACUGCAGCCCAUUUACAGACCCCCGACCGCACAAUGUCUCUCCCACGACAAUUGAACUACAGUCCAAAGGUGUUGGCCACGUCACUCGAGACUUCUUCCGUGAUCUUAUAGAUCAGGAAAAAUGGCUAAGCAAUGAUCACCUGGAGGCUAUUAUGGACAAUAUGAUGGAAGUUCUCAAUGGGAUAGAGCGCAAGAACUACAUUGUUGUUGGACCAGUGUUUGUGAUUUUUUUGCCUGUGAAUGGAGAUGGGAGGUAUUGGCUUCUAGCUGAAAUAGAUCUCUUACGAAAUCAAGUUCGAGUUUAUGACUCCUUGAAAGGGCCGAAAUCCUCCUUCUACGUUAAAGAAGUAGUAAGAAGAAUACCCCCCCUACUUCGCACGGUUAAGGGUGUGGGUGCAAACACUUUGGAGAAGGAAUGGGAAACAUUUGUUGUCAAUGAUAUUCCGCAACAAGACUCUAGGUAUGGCAAUUGUGGAGUGAUGGUGCUUGCAUAUCUAGAGUAUUUGUUGGUUGGCUUACCAUUAAGUCGAGACUGCAGUUCUGAACACAUGCUUGAUUUCCGAUGUCAAUUUGCAGCUAGGUUAUGGCGUGGAAGGAAAACUACCAAUAUUUAGCUUUUUUACUUUACAAUUGUAGGGAUCUUAAAUUUUUGUGGAACUCUUUGUAAUGGUUUUUUGUGCUUUGUAAUGUAUUUUUUGGGGAAACACUUGUUAAUGAACAAUCUGUUACUGU